This is a messenger RNA of Fusarium sp. VM40, 300 nucleotides long. NCBI's taxonomy places the organism in Eukaryota, Fungi, Ascomycota, Sordariomycetes, Hypocreales, Nectriaceae. The record is from the annotation of a GenBank genome assembly.
AUGGCCGUUUAUAUGAUCUCCAGAGAUAGUCCCCAUAAGCUUCCUGGCUUCGUCGUUAGACUUCAUCCUCCCAUCGGCCUGUCUGUUUUCGUCUCCAUUAGAGUUGUCAUGGACCACAGGUGCCUGUCUCCACGAGACGCUGUUCUCGCCCAGCUGGCCGCAUUCCCUCUCGAUAUUCCCCAGGACGUCCUGGACAGCCAGGAAUGCGGUCUGGAAACUAGUCCUCCAAGAGACUUUGCGGAGGUUGUUGCCGACUUCAUCGUGCGGGUUACCGGGACCGAAGAAUGUCGCCCUGAAUAG